AUGACGCAAUUGACUAACGACCCCCCGAGCUUCGAUACGCCCGAAGGACAGGCAUUCAUAUCAAGUUGUUUUCGGUGGAAUGACGCAGUACAUCAAAAGACUCCUCGUCGUCUUACUAUCUUUACCACGCUAUCUUUCGAGCGUGGCCGACCUGAGGUACAGGAUAACACCCCAUUCGCCAGGGUGAUGGCACCAUUUGGGACGUUCGAACACAAUUCGCCCCACGCAAAGAUCGCUUCUCAGUUUCAUACCGAUCAGAAUGAUAUUAUACUUCAUAAGACGCGGUGGUCCGCUAUUAUGGGGAACAGUCUGGAGCAGAUACUGAAGGCACAGCGGAUCGACACAGUGGUUAUCUCAGGACUGACUCUUUCUGGUGUUGUGAUCAGCACCGUCUAUCGACUGUUCGACUUGGACUACAACAUCUAUGUGAUCAAGGACAGUGUGGUGGAAUUGCCCGUAGAUGAGACUGCGGUAUCUUCCGAGGUUAUGCUGGGUAUGCUUCUGCCAAAGAUGAACUUAAAAGUGAUCUCCCUCGAUGUGGCUUUGCAAGCAUUGGAAAACUCUCAAGAUAGCAUAUUGGCAUCAAUCAUAUCAAUAUUAAUAACUGCACAAGCGCGCAUACUAGGCCUAGAUUUUGACUUAUCCACCCUUCGAUUCACAAGGGUCCAAGGUAUGAAUAUGGUGUAUCGGGCUCCCGCUCGUGGCAAACGCGAACGUCCCUCGGAAUCCCGCUACCUGGUGUAUCCAAGCCCGCGGCGCGGAUUCUCCACCCGAACCACUCUAUUUGCAUGUCAGGACAUUGUGUGCGAUGCGUGGGUGCUACUACAGUAG
This is a messenger RNA of Aspergillus pseudonomiae, 831 nucleotides long. RefSeq names its product Isochorismatase-like protein. Bases 1 to 831 code for a protein of 276 amino acids. The record is from RefSeq and is a predicted model, not a curated record. NCBI's taxonomy places the organism in Eukaryota, Fungi, Ascomycota, Eurotiomycetes, Eurotiales, Aspergillaceae. The transcript is spliced from 3 exons.